Messenger RNA from Plectropomus leopardus (leopard coralgrouper), 1361 nucleotides. RefSeq names its product bone gamma-carboxyglutamate (gla) protein, like (gene bglapl). Gene Ontology annotation, cellular component: extracellular region. Gene Ontology annotation, biological process: response to vitamin K; osteoblast differentiation; bone development. The record is from RefSeq and is a predicted model, not a curated record. NCBI's taxonomy places the organism in Eukaryota, Metazoa, Chordata, Actinopteri, Perciformes, Serranidae. Gene Ontology annotation, molecular function: structural constituent of bone; hydroxyapatite binding; calcium ion binding.
GGAAAGCUUAAGAAGAGCAAGCACUCAAGGAAGCAACUCAUUUACAGCAAGAACCUAACUACCAGGCAUCAUGAAGACUCUGACUCUCCUCGCCAUCUGCGCUCUUCUGUCUGUGUGCUGGUCCAUGGGAGCUGUUGAACCAGAGGUUGUUGUGGACCCUGCUGCCGACACUGCUGCCGCCACUACCGCUGACGCUGCACCUGCCGACCCUGCUGCUGCUGCUGCUGACCCCGCCGCCCCUGAUUCAUCCUCUUCAUCCUCCUCUUCCUCUUCCUCUUCCUCCUCCUCCGAGUCUGAUUCGUCCUCCGCAUCCGACUCCAACUCUUCCUCAGACUCAGCAUCUGAUUCUAACUCCUCCUCCUCCUCCUCCUCUUCUUCCUCCUCAUCCUCCUCAUCCUCCUCAUCCUCCUCCUCCUCCUCCUCUUCUUCCUCUUCCUCCUCUGAGUCCUCCGAGUCCUCCUCUGACUCUUCUGAAUCUUCUGAAUCUAAUUCUUCUGAGUCCUCCUCCUCCUCCUCCUCUUCCUCCUCCGAGUCCAACUCCUCCGAAUCCGACUCUUCCUCCGAUUCUUCCUCUUCUUCUUCAUCCUCCUCCUCAUCUUCAUCAGAGUCAGCCAGUGCUGAGGCCGCAGCGGCUAAGGUGGUGAAGAAGAGAGACUUGGCUUCUGUCCUCCUGAGGAGAAGGAGAGCUGUUCCUGCAGGAGACCUCACCCCUCUGCAGCUGGAGAGCCUGAGAGAGGUGUGUGAGCUGAACAUUGCCUGCGACGAGAUGGCAGACACUGCAGGCAUUGUCGCUGCAUAUAUCGCCCACUAUGGAUCCCUCCCCUUCUAAGUUAAAGACUCCUCUUUCAUCCACAUGAGAAGUUUUCUCUGUCUUUUUCUUAUAGAAUGGUGCAACAACUCCCCUGAAUACAGACAUGGGACAGACAAUCAAAAAAAAUAAGGGUCCUGCCCCAAAUUCUUGCACAAGUGACCAGCUUUAGCGGUCCUGUAUGAAAUGGCCUCUUCCAGGCUUUCAGAGAGAGGCACAUGGAAACACAAGCCUGUGAAGUAUGCAGUAGCCCACACUAGAUUUAAAUUAUUCUUCACGUCUGACGUAUAAUGCAAUGAAUGGUGCUACAAUGCAGAUGUAUUGUAUGUUAAUGUAUUGAUGUUGUUACUGUAUGUUGUACUUUAGCCUUACUUUUACUAGAAGUAGUAGUUCUAGUGAGUAGUGGAUGUAGUAAUGAGGUACUGUAGUUCUAGUAGUUUAGUGGUCGUAGUGUACAGUGUGUUUAAAAUGCACAACAGUCUGUAAUCUGUAAUGACUGUAACCACAAAUUGCCUCUGGGUUUAAAAAUAAUAAAUUAUUUUGUUUUGUCCAA